GGUGCUUCCCCGUUUUCGGUAGGAAAAUCCACGCCGACCAUUGACAUUAAUUUGUUCCAUGCCUCCACCGGCCAUGUAAACGAAUUAUAGAUGCGUGAAACGGCCAAGCAGCAGGGCGUACGAUUGGUGGGGGAGAUGCAGCCGUGUGUGGGCUGCGUGGAAGCGAAGGGUAGGCGGGCCCCGGUGCCGCGGCGUGGCACCCGCGCGGCGGUACCGUUCGGCAAAAUCCACAUCGACCUCACGGGCCCGUUCUCUGACGCGUUGGACGGCUCCCGGUAUCUGAUCAUGUUCGUGGACAGCGCAUCGCGGUGGCAACGGGGGUACGGGAUGCGGGCCAAGAGCGACACCCUGAAGUUCGUGCAGCGGUUUCUCGCCGACAUGAACGGCAUGGGCACUCCGGGGUGUUUCCGCAUGGACAACGGCGGCGAGUUCACCGGCUCCGCGUUCACCUCGUUCUGCGACGCUGCUGGCAUUCGGCGCGAGUACACCGCCCCCGACACCCCCAAGCAAAACGCGGUGGUCGAGAGCGCAAUAUGGCGCGCCAUGAAGGGGGGCCACGCCGCGCGCCGCCACAUCCUCGCCAUGGGCCAUGUCGACCUCUCCUCCAUCCCCAACGUCGGCGUCAACGGACAUCGCUUGUGGCUCGCGUCGGCGCUGUGGGCAUCGGCCUGCUUCAACCGCUCCGCGACGAAGGCCAACCUGAGCUGGAUGUCGUCGUUUGAGGCGUUUUUCGGCCGGAAGCCGCCCCUCACCGUCGUCCCUUUUUUCCACGAGGGGAUGAUGCGCGUGAAGCGGGCCACCAAGGCGGACGUCCAAUCCACGCGGUGCUUCUACCUGCACGGCGCCAACAACCACUCGACGUCUACCGCCGUCGUUCGUCGCCCUGACACCGGUCGCCUCGCCCUCACCAACAACGUUGUGUGGGUCAACCGCCGGGCAGGGGCGCCGGCGCCGGUACCGGGUAUCGGGGGGGGUUCUUCGGUCACCGCGGCGCCCUCGCCGGCCACCGCCGUACCUGCGGCCGAUGCCGCACCGCCGCCGCCCCCGCCAUCAAGGACGUACACCUACAUCCCGCCUGCACCAGCGACCACCGCACCGCCGCCGCCCGCUUCCCCGCCGAUCUUCAUAGGAUCCUCAGCCCCGUCGCCGAUCUCCGUCGCCCCAUCAUUAACCCCACCGUCGACCGCAACAACGCCGCCCCAUUCGCCCCCGGGCCUGCCACCGCCGCAGCAGCAGCCCACCAGCGCCACCACCCCCGCUCCCCCGCACCCGCCGCCUUCGAAACGAGCCGUGAAGGAGUUGGGAUGAAAGGACACGAGGGUACACGGCCGCACGCGCGGCGAUGGAGUGCGGUUCAUGGAGGAACAACAACAACCGCCGUCCGGUGGCGGCGCCGCUCUCCACCACCGUCUUGGUCUGUUAGCGAUGAUGGACAAGGACUCCCUCAUCUCGUCGCUCGCCACCCGGGAGGCCGUGGAUCAAGGACGCCGCGACAUACCGACCCCGCCGCAGCCGGAUCCGAGUCUUGGAGGACGUGGAAGCGGGGGCGCCGUGGGAGGUGGGGGGGCCGUGGAUUCCGGGGGGGGGGGAGACCGCACAUGUUCGCAACGAUGUUAGCCACCCGCGAGGAUGCGGACGCCGCUCUUCGUGCCGAGCGCCCGCCCGAAAAGAUGCCAGACCUUCCUCACUGCCUCGCCAGCGACCUCCGAGUGCCGAAAACGUUGAAGGAGGCCGCCAUGCGGUCUCAACAUUCAGGGUUGUGGGAUGAUGCAGUCGGUCGAGGGUUUUUCGGUUUGUUGGAUGCAGGAACUUUUAGUCCGGUGUAGCAACCAGUAGAGAACGCGAUCAAUGCCAAGUGGAUCUUCAACUGUAAGGCAGACGAGUACGGAUGGCCGACGAAAUUCAAGGCAAGACUUGUAGCGCGGGAGGACAUGCAGAGGGCUUUGAUUGAUUGUGGAGAAUUGUUUGCACCCACCGUAUCACUUCCAGUGUGCGCUUGUUGGCAGCAUUAGAAUGCGGGCAGCAUCUUGACUUGUGCCAUUUCGAUAUUCAGCAGACUUUUGUGCAGUCUGAGCUUGAUGAGGAUGUUUUCGUGCGCUUACCGCAGGGUUGUGGUAGGUUAUCUGGCCUGAUCGUGAAGCUGUGCAAGAGUCUGUCUGGUUUGAAGCAGGCAUCACGACAUUGGCAUGCGCACCUGACGAGGUGUUUGUUGCUUUUAGGUUUUUUGCAGUGUCUGGCG
Molecule: messenger RNA, 2239 nt
Organism: Ectocarpus sp. CCAP 1310/34
Lineage: Eukaryota; Phaeophyceae; Ectocarpales; Ectocarpaceae
Source: the annotation of a GenBank genome assembly